This is a messenger RNA of Seriola dumerili (greater amberjack), 1119 nucleotides long. RefSeq names its product chitotriosidase-1-like. The record is from RefSeq and is a predicted model, not a curated record. Gene Ontology annotation, cellular component: extracellular region. NCBI's taxonomy places the organism in Eukaryota, Metazoa, Chordata, Actinopteri, Carangiformes, Carangidae. Gene Ontology annotation, biological process: carbohydrate metabolic process; chitin catabolic process. The coding region runs from base 1 to 1116 and encodes 371 amino acids. Gene Ontology annotation, molecular function: chitin binding; chitinase activity. The transcript has 8 exons.
AUGUGCAAGCCAAUUCUGACUGCAGCCUCUUCCUCCAGGCUGGUGUGUUACUAUGACAGCUUGGCUGAAGAUAGAGCGGAGGACGGGAAGUUCAGGAUUUCAAACAUUAAUCCGAACCAGUGUACCCAUCUGAUUUUCGCCUUUUCUGACAUUAGCAGUGUGAAUGCUCUGGUCCCCAGCAGAGACACUGACAAACAGCUCUAUCAGUCCUUUAAUGGACUCAAAACCAGAUUCAGUACGAUGGUGUCAACACAAUCAAGAAGAGCAAUGUUCAUCCAGUCUGCUAUCAAACUACUGAGAACAUAUGGUUUUGAUGGGCUCAACCUGGACUGGAGGUUUCCCGCAGCAGCAGGAAGCCAAUCAGACAACAAGCAGAAAUUUACACUGUUGUGCCAGGAGCUCAAAGCUGCCUUUGUGGCUGAAGGAACUGAAACAAACCGUGACAGAUUAAUCCUCACUGCUAGUGUCUCUGCUGAGAAGGCGGUCAUCGAUGCCAGUUAUGAAGUCGCACAGAUUGCCGGGAACCUGGAUUUCAUUAAUGUGCUGACAUUUGACUUUCGCGGCCCCUGGGAAAAUGUAACAGGACAUCACAGCCCCUUACACCGGGGAUCCAAAGAUACUGGAGACAAAAUCAACUCUAAUACUGAGGAUGGCAUGCAGUACUGGAGGGACCAAGGAGCACCAGCACAAUUGCUAAACUUGGGACUGGCAACGUAUGGACGAGCUUUUACCCUAUCUUCUCCAUCCACUGAUGUUGGAGCACCAGCCAACGGCACUGGUGAAGAAGGUUGCUACACUGGUGAAGAUGGAUUCUGGGCCUAUUAUGAGACUUGUCUUUAUAUUGAAGGGGCUCUAAUCCAGCUGAUUACUGAUCAGAAAGUUCCAUACGCCCUCACAGAAAAUCAGUGGGUUGGAUUUGAUAACAAAGAAAGCUUUGAAACAAAGGUCAGCUACCUGAAAACAAACAACUUUGGAGGAGCUUUUGUCUGGUCUCUGGACCUGGAUGACUUUACUGGAAAAUUCUGUAAUGAUAGCAAAUAUCCUCUCAUCAGCCAUGUGCAUGAUCUCCUUGUUCCAGGUGACAAAAAUGCAAUAAGUGUCCGCUGUAUCCUGUGAUGA